AUGAACUCUACGCUCACAACAAUGAUGACCCCUCAUCCAAACGAUCAUCACAUCUCGAAACCUUCAAGGAAGAAAAAGGAUAGGGUAGUAGAAUUGGUGGAGGUAGAUGGUAAGAAAGUUAGUAAGACAUCGACCGGGAAAAGAAAGUUUCAUAAUAAAUCCAAGAAUGGAUGUGACAAUUGUAAACGGAGAAGAGUUAAGUGUGAUGAAUUGAAACCAACAUGCCAGAAAUGCAUCAAUAUGAAUUUGGAAUGUGUUUACUCCAUGCCAAAACCAAGGAAGGCAAAGGGAAGUUCAACAAGUGUUAGAUAUGUAACUCAUAAGCAGAUGACCUCCGAGGAUGAUGAGCAGGGGCAAGACGGUGAAGAAUCAAUGCAUUCUUCCUCGACAAGAAAUAAUUCACUUUCAGAUUCCAAUGGUCUUAAUCCAAAUAAUAAUAAUAAUAACGUUUCUAUUUCGGAAAUACAGCAACAGACGAUCGCAAGAUUACAACAGCAACAACAAAUGCAACAGCAGCAAUUACAGCAGCAACUAGAACAGCUUCAACAAUUGAAACAAUUACAACAGCAAAAUGUUAUGAAUUCUACCACCACAACACCGUUCCCCAUAUCUCCAGUGAGACAAAGUGAACCAUCACCAAUAAAUACUGGUUCUAAUGGUAUAGAUGGAUUAUUAUUGCCUCCCUUAAUAGCAGGAACAUCAAAUAAACAACAAUCACCACCAUCAUUAUUGAAGAAUUUGAGCAAUUCUGGGUUCGAUUUAACGAAUAGUCCCGGCAUGUUAUCCUUUUCAGGUUCGAAUAUGUCGAUAGGUUUGGCAAAUCUUAUAAAUCCAAACAAGAUGGCUUCCUUUUCCCAAUUUAAUCCGGCAAGUUUAAAUAAUGGAGCUUUAUCGCAACUAAGUAAACUUGGUCUCAACAUAGGUUCCAUGUUACCACCAAAUAUUGAUAUAUCUUCACUAGUGUCUAAUAUUACCUCGGGCUCAGGAUUUGAUCUUAAUGCUUUACUAGGAACCAAAGUUAACCCUAAUUCAACGAGAGCUGUCAAGGCAAGUACUGCAGAAGAAGCAUUGGCUAAUAUGCAAGAACAUCAGGAACAAAUUACCAACCAAGAUAAUACUAAUACAAAUGUACCUAACACAACACCACUCCUGAACAAUAAUCCAACAAUGUUACCAUCAAUGACACCAACUGUGAGAGCCACCUCCUUAACUGUGGAAAGUAAUGACAACAAUGAUCCGUCAUUGAGUCAAUCUGCAUCAGAUUCUCCAUCUUCCACCACUGCAUCAUCAUCAUUAUCCGCAUCAUCACCUUCAUCUUCUCAUGGCAGAUCUUCUUCUUCCACAAAUGUAGGUGAUUCCACCGAUUCUAAGCCAUUAAUACCAAAGUUAUUACAAUUAUCGCCAAAGGUAAAUUUAAACCUAGUUGAGUUAAAAUUGUUCCAUCAUUAUUGCACCAAAGUUUGGCCAACAAUAAUAUCAGCAGGAAUCUCAGGCCCAGACGUCUGGGGUACAUAUAUUCCAGAGUUAGCCUUCGAUUACCCAUUCUUAAUGCAUUCUCUUUUAGCAUUUAGUGCAACACACUUAUCAAGGACAGAGUCAGGGUUAGACAACUAUGUUUCAAGCCAUAGACUAGAUGCAUUGAAGUUGCUAAGGGAAGCUGUACUGAAUAUUUCCGAUGAGAACACAGAUGCACUCGUAGCCAGUGCUUUGAUUUUAAUAAUGGAUUCUCUGGCAAAUUCAUCUUCUUCAAGUCCAACAAAUGUGAAUACUAUGUCACCAUCAGCAUGGAUUUUCCAUGUGAAGGGUGCAGUUACGAUAUUAACAGCGGUGUGGCCACUUCCAGCAAAAUCAAAAUUUGUAGAUUUAAUAUCUGUAGAUUUAAGUGAUUUAGGCGAUGUGUUCAAUCGCGAAGAUGGCACGAUAUCUGAACUAGUAUGUUUCGAUGAAACAAUUUCUGAUUUAUACCCAGUGGAAAUUGAUUCUCCAUAUUUAAUAACUUUGGCUUAUUUAGAUAAGCUACAUCGUGAAAAGAAUCAAUUAGAUUUCAUUCUAAGAGUGUUUGCAUUUCCAGCGUUACUAGAUAAAACUUUCUUAGCUUUGUUAAUGACAGGUGAUCUAGGUGCCAUGAGAAUAAUGAGGAGCUAUUAUAAAUUAUUGAGAGGCUUUACAACAGAAGUUAAGGAUAAAGUUUGGUUCUUGGAAGGUGUAUCUCAAGCAUUGCCAUCUGACGUUGAUUCAUAUUCGGGAGGUGGUCAGCAUAUGAUGUUAGAUUUCUUAGGAGGUGGACUACCGUCAAUGACAAUGACGAAUUUAUCAGAAUUGUUGUAA
Naumovozyma castellii is the source of this 2328-nucleotide messenger RNA. It is a transcript of the gene ECM22, whose product is annotated as Ecm22p. The coding region runs from base 1 to 2328 and encodes 775 amino acids. The record is from RefSeq and is a predicted model, not a curated record. The transcript has a single exon. Lineage: Eukaryota; Fungi; Ascomycota; Saccharomycetes; Saccharomycetales; Saccharomycetaceae.